Molecule: messenger RNA, 2348 nt
Organism: Syzygium oleosum
Lineage: Eukaryota; Viridiplantae; Streptophyta; Magnoliopsida; Myrtales; Myrtaceae
Product: lysM domain receptor-like kinase 3
Exons: 10
Coding region: 337-2205 (622 amino acids)
Biological process (GO): protein phosphorylation; innate immune response
Molecular function (GO): transmembrane receptor protein kinase activity; ATP binding
Source: RefSeq, a predicted model, not a curated record
UUGUAAGCAUCGACGGGAAAAAACUCUAUUUUUAUUUAGGAUGUAGCAUACAAAAAGACUCUUUGAGGACUGCGAUGAGGCGAGCCAAACAACAUUGUUAUCUACAAAACUUUCAAAUCAAUCCCACAUAGCAACAUCUUCUUCCCUCUCAUAUGCUGAUAGAGCCUAUAACAAGAAAGUGGGUGCUUUCCAAUCUCCAUACCAACCAUCAUGGGCAAAUGUUUUGCUCCUUUGAGGGGCUUGCCGGACAUGUAAUGACAAGAAGCAGACAUUCGUUGUUCUUCCCAUCUUAAUUGUUCUUUCGCAAGAAGACUGAAUCGUGCCUCAUCACCACCGAUGGCUCUCGGCAAUCUUCUUCCCGGUCUUCUGAUUCUUCUGGCCUGUUCGGCGGCAAUGGCUUUGGCCAACCACGUGUUCACCAAAGACACCGAAAUGUACCCUUUCAAAUGCUUUGACCAGAUCACAACCUGCAAUGCCUCUCUGUACCAUUACGACAGUGGCCUCCAGGAGGAUCGAAUCGCUGCCUACUACUCAGUGAGCCCCUCCCAGAUCAAACCCAUCAAGCACGCGGACCGGCAAGACUACCUCAUCAGUGUGCCGUGCUCUUGCCAGAGCACCGGGGACACCACCGGCUACUUCUACAACGUGUCCUACAAGGUUGAACUAAACGACAUCUUCGUCAACGUCUCGGCGAAGGUCUACAGCGGGCAAGCUUGGAGCCUUGAAGAUGAAGAGAAGAGGUUCAAAGUGAGCGCCACGGUCCCCAUGUAUCUUCUAUGCGGGUGCGCAAAGAGUGACUCUCAGACCGUGGUGACAUACACGGUUCAGCAGCACGACACGCUGACUGAUAUUGCCAACCUGUUAUCUGCUGAACUGAGCAGCAUCGAGAACAUGAACCCCAAUCUGAUACAGAACUCCAACUCCAUAGGCGUGGGUUGGGUGGUGUUCGUGCCGAUGGAGAACAACGGAAUCCCAUCCCCUAAGAAAGGGAUAAAGCACAAGUGGACCAUAGUCGUCGGCACAUUAUCGGCUGUCCUGCUGAUUUCAGUGCUAGCAUUGAUCAUCAUUCUCGGAAGAAGACUGUCAUGCCAAGAUGCCGAGGAAGACCCAAAAGCUGUAUCCAAAACCUUGAGCGCUAACAAGGCCUACUCCUUUCAUAACCAGUAUCUGCAUAAGGAAAACAAGGAAGCCGCUCAUACUGAAUUUUCAUGUACAGACUUCCCGAUUUUUGAAUCAGAAAGGCCUCUGAUAUACAGCCUUGAGGACAUUGAGUUCGCUACUAGUAACUUCGAUGAGACGAAGAAGAUCGGAGAGGGUGGAUACGGGAGCGUGUACUUUGGAGUAUUAGGUGAACAGGAGGUGGCCAUAAAGAAGAUGAGAUCUAGCAAGUCCAAGGAGUUCUUCGCAGAGCUCAAGGUCUUGUGCAAGAUCCACCACAUCAAUGUGGUGGAGCUGCUGGGAUAUGCGAGUGGAGAAGACCACCUCUACUUGGUUUAUGAGUAUGUUCGGAACGGGUCGCUCAGCGAUCACCUGCACGAUCCUUUGCUUAAAGGUAGGCAUCCCCUGUCUUGGACAGCAAGAACGCAGAUAGCAUUGGAUGCCGCCAAAGGUCUCGAGUACAUUCACGACCACACAAAGGAUCGUUACGUGCACCGUGACAUAAAGACAAGCAAUAUUCUGCUUGAUGAGGGGCUCCGAGCAAAGGUAGCAGAUUUCGGGUUGGCAAAGCUUGUUGGUCGAAGUAAUGAAGAGGAUCUCAUAGCUACGCGGCUAGUAGGAACGCCGGGCUACCUUCCUCCUGAAUCUGUGAAGGAGCUCCAGGUGACUCCAAAGGCUGACGUCUUUGCAUUUGGAGUGGUUCUAGCGGAGCUAAUAACCGGCCAACGUGCGCUUAUCCGCGACAACCAAGAGCCCACCAAAUUGAAAUCGUUAAUCACAGUUAUGAAUAAAAUUUUCCGACACAAAGAUCCGGAGGCAGCACUAGAAGCUGUGGUGGAUGGCAAUCUUCGAGGUAGCUAUCCGAUGGAGGACAUGUACAAGAUGGCAGAAAUUGCAGAAUGGUGUCUGAGCGAAGACGCAGUGGACAGACCGGAAAUGCGGGAGAUCGUAGUGACACUGUCUCAAAUCAUGAUGUCCUCAACAGAGUGGGAAGCAUCUUUGGGUGGAAAUAGCCAGGUUUUUAGUGGCAUUUUCAACGGAAGAUAACAACUAACUACUUCAGUCUUUUGUCCCCUUCCCCUUUCUUGGACAUGGCGUGAUUCUGAUUUAUAGCACUCAAAAUGGUGAUUCCUGUACUAUCAAGUAUAACAUGGAAAUAGAUUUCCCUAAAAAUUCAGUACAUUUUGAAA